AUGCAUUCUUCUACCAGCUUCCUGGCCGCCGCGGCCUUCCUCCCUGCGGCCUUUGCCCACUACAACUUCGAGGCCCUGAUCGUCAAUGGUAACAUUACGAGCCCGUACGAGUAUGUUCGUCAGACGAACAACUCAAACAGCCCCAUCACCGAUAUCACUUCCACCAACAUGAUUUGCAACUCUGGUGGUCUGUUGGCUUCGACGAUGGCUCAGACCUCGACUUACACGGUGGCCCCUGGUGACAACGUUGGCUUCACUGUCGAUGUGUCCAUCUCUCACCCUGGCCCUCUGUCCGUGUGGAUGAGCAAGGCUCCUUCUGGCACCACUGCCGACCAGUACGACGGCUCUGGCGACUGGUUCAAGAUCUAUGAGCUCACGACCUAUGAGAUCACCUCUGCCGGUCUCCAGUGGGCCACCUACAUCCCCGGCACCAGCGGUAUCCAGAACUUCACUGUUGACCUGCCCACGGAGCUCGCGGCUGGCGACUACCUCCUCCGCGCCGAGCACAUUGCCCUGCACGCCGCCGAGGAGUUUGAGGGUGCCCAGUACUACAUUGGCUGCGCGCAGCUGACCGUCACCGGCUCUGGUUCCGGCACCCCCAGCCCUCUGACCACGAUCCCGGGUCAGUACACUGGCUACGAGCCUGGUAUCGAGAUUGACAUCUACUACCCCAUCCCCACCAACUACACCGCCCCUGGUAUCUCGACCUGGCCCGAGGCUUGCGUUUCCCACUGGCCCAACCUGGUUGACCAGACCUACUAUGGAAUGUGCUUUAACAGUGAGUUUUUUUCUUUACCUUCUCUCUCUCUCCCUCUCUCUUUCAUUUGA
This is a messenger RNA of Cryphonectria parasitica EP155, 828 nucleotides long. Its product is annotated as family 61 glycoside hydrolase. NCBI's taxonomy places the organism in Eukaryota, Fungi, Ascomycota, Sordariomycetes, Diaporthales, Cryphonectriaceae. The transcript has 3 exons. The record is from RefSeq and is a predicted model, not a curated record. The coding region runs from base 1 to 828 and encodes 275 amino acids.